AUGCGGUCCAUCCGCGAGGUCCUCGCGGCGGACCGCGACCGUGGCCUGCUUGCCCAGCCGAACAAGGGGAAGGUCAUGGCGUGCGUCUCGGCGGACCGCGCCAGUUCACAUGUCAUGCGGAGUGGGGCCUACACUCACUUCGCGGACUGGCGCUUUGUUCACCGGGCGCGCCUCAACCUACUUUCUUUGAACGGCGCCGCCAUGGGCCCUCCGGAGCGCGACCAGCGAUGCCGGACCUGCGGUUACCAGCGGGAGACCCUGCCGCACCUGCUGGGCCACUGUAUGGCAAGGAGCGCCUUGUACACGGCUCGGCACAACGCCGUGGUCGCCCGUAUCCGUACCGCAGCGUCGCGGAACUUCAGCAUCGCCUUCGAGAACCGGCCUGUUGGCGACACCGGACUACGGCCCCACCUUGUCCUCGUUCGCGGUAAAGAGGCCAUCGUACUGGAUGUGGCGGGUCCGUUCGAAAACACGCGCAAGGCUUUCACUAACACGAGGAACGACAAGGUCUCCCGUUAUGAGCUAGUCGCCGCCUACCUCCGCCGACGCUACCAGCGGGUUUUGGUGGCAGCCGUCAUCGUCGGCGCGUUGGGCGCGUGGGACCCCGACAAUGACCGCGUCCUGCGCCGACUCUGCUCCCGACCCUACCUGCGGCUGUUCAAGAAGACCUGCGUCAGCGAAGUGCUGGCGGCGUCGCGGAACAUUUAUCAUGUUCAUGUGCGCGGCGGCCGACCCUAA
Messenger RNA from Rhipicephalus sanguineus (brown dog tick), 738 nucleotides. RefSeq lists its product as uncharacterized. Lineage: Eukaryota; Metazoa; Arthropoda; Arachnida; Ixodida; Ixodidae. The transcript is spliced from 2 exons. The coding region runs from base 1 to 738 and encodes 245 amino acids. The record is from RefSeq and is a predicted model, not a curated record.